Molecule: messenger RNA, 1889 nt
Organism: Lotus japonicus
Lineage: Eukaryota; Viridiplantae; Streptophyta; Magnoliopsida; Fabales; Fabaceae
Exons: 1
Coding region: 863-1666 (267 amino acids)
Source: RefSeq, a predicted model, not a curated record
UGUAUUAAGGGUCUCUAAUCCACCCUGGCUCUUCAUUAAACCCCAAUCAAAGCAAGAACAAAACAAAACAAGGCAACCCCUCAACCACCAAGCUACCCUUCACUCUACCUUUUUCUACCCUAUCACAAUCUCCCCCCCUCCCAAUUUCCCAAUUGCCUUUUCAAUUCCCUCUCAAAUCUCACUCCCUUGCUUCCUUCCUUCCCCCUCAUUUCCCCAUCUCUCUCCUUUUCUCUGCUAAAAGCUUAAAAGAGAAACAAAAAAAAUAAAAGCUGAGGACCUCCCGAACUUUGCACACAUGCAAAUUCACCACCAUCAACCAAAACCUAAACUUUAAGCAAUCAAAUUCCCAACCCUCUCUCUUCCCUUCCAUCCAUCAAUCUAUCACCAACAACAAAAAUAGAAACAAAUCUCAAUUUCCCCCAAAUUUUCUCCCUCAAACAAAAGCAAAAAAAUCCAUUCUUUCCUAUUACCCAUUUCUCAAUCUCCCCCAUUUUCAUCAAAAAUCCUCAUCCCCCUAACAAAAAUCCAUUCUUUCCUCCUCAUACCCAUUUCUCAAUCUCCCCCAUUUUCAUCAAAAAUCCUCAUUGCCCUAACCAAAAUCCCAUUCUUCCCUCAUCAAACCCAUUUCUCAAUCUCCCCAAUUUUCAUCAAAAAUCCUCAUCACCCUAAGAAAAAUCCAUUCUUUCCUCAUCAUACCCAUUUCUCAAUUCCCCCCAUUUUCAUAAAACAUCCACAUUACCCUAAGAAAAAUCCAAUCUUUCCUCAUACCCAUUUCUCAAUUCCAAUUGCAGAAGAGAAUUGAACAAGAAGAGAAUUGCAGAGAAAAGAGAAGAUACUACUAUUUUCGUUUUUCCCACCUUCAAUGUGGCGACCGUGGGGCAAAUCCAAAUCAACCACUCGAAUUCACAGUGCAUCUUCUUCACCUUCCUUCUCCUGUUCCUCCUUCAAAGACAUUCAAACCCUUUGCCUCGACGAACCACCGCCACAACCCUCCCCCAUCAGAAAAUCCACCGUUUUCCACCGAGUCCGACUCGCCAACUCGCUCCUCCGCACCUGGUCAACUCACUCCCAAAACCAGAACCACCACCACCAACAACAACAACAACAACAACCGAAGCUACCCAGAACCCUCUCCUACCCAGAUGACUCGUUACCUGACCUUCCACCUUCUCCCUCUCCGGCGCCGGAGAUUUACCUUCCGGGUACAGAGAAUCGUGUGGUGGUGUACUUCACGAGCCUGCGCGUGGUGAGGCCGACAUUCGAGGGCUGCAAGAGCGUGUUGGCCAUUCUCCGCGGCUUCCGCGUCCGAAUCGACGAGCGGGACGUGUCGAUGGACUCAGCUUUCACGGCGGAGCUGAUCCGGGUGAUGGGUCGGAGCAGGUUGACGCUGCCGCGUGUGUUCAUUGGAGGGAGGUAUGUUGGUGGUGCUGAGGAGGUGAGGCAGAUGAACGAGGUGGGGGAGCUGAAGAAGAUUCUUAAAGCGCUGCCGGAGGUGGAUCCGGCGGAGUGUGACGUUUGCGGCGGUCACCGGUUUGUUCUGUGUGAUGAGUGUUAUGGUAGCAGGAAGGUGUUUACUGAGAAAGCUGGAUUCAGAGUCUGCAUUGCUUGCAAUGAGAAUGGUCUUGUUAGGUGCCCUUCUUGUUUUGAUGAUCCAAUUUUAUUAUGAAUUUAGCAAUGGAAUGAAAAAUUGAAAAAAAUAUAAUCUCUUUUCUCAUUGAUUAGGAUCAGUUUUGUAGUUUUUUUGUGGGCGAGUAAGAACAUGUAUAGGCCCAUGAUCAGGUGGGGGAUUGUUGAUUGAUACAUUGUUAUGUGAGCAUCUCUAUCUCCUUCUGGAAUGGUUAAUAUUUUCAUGACCAUAUGUUAGCUAACUUGUUUUGCCUUUUGCUCUA